This is a messenger RNA of Heteronotia binoei (common prickly gecko), 1673 nucleotides long. RefSeq names its product arylamine N-acetyltransferase, pineal gland isozyme NAT-10-like. The record is from RefSeq and is a predicted model, not a curated record. Gene Ontology annotation, molecular function: acetyltransferase activity. Lineage: Eukaryota; Metazoa; Chordata; Lepidosauria; Squamata; Gekkonidae. The transcript is spliced from 2 exons. The coding region runs from base 415 to 1227 and encodes 270 amino acids.
CUCUUUUGCUCUCCCUUUCAUUUCCUAUAGUGAAACCGAGGACUUUGCUCUAAGCCAACCAGCGUGAGGAACUCCAGAAAUUCCAGCGGAGUCAUGCUCUUUGAACUGAGCCAGCCAGGAUGGCAGGAGGAGACGGGAGUCAAGAUUCCUGGGUUCUUGGACUGGAAAUACGGUUGGCUGAGCUGUCAACUAUGAAUUAGAGAUCCCUGAGCCAGAAGACUUGUUGGAGGAGAAAAUCAGGUGACCUUGUCGGGAUUUCAAGGCAAGAGAGGUGGUUUGUCAUUUCUUGGCCUCUUCAUCACAACCCUGGACUUCCUUGGGGGCCUCCCAUCCUAAUAUUGACCCCAUCUGACCCUGCUUAGCUUCUGCGAUCUGACAAGACCAGGCCUGCCGGGGAAUCCAGGUCAGGACAACAUGGACGUUAGCCAAUAUCUAUUACGGAUCGGGUACAAGGGUCCCGCCCAGCCUUCUCUGGAGACCUUGCGCCGUCUCCACCGUUGCCAUCUCCUCUCCGUGCCCUUUGGGAGCCUGAGCAUCCACUGUGGGGAGCCAAUCUCCUUGACGUUGCCCCUUCUCUACGACAAGAUUGUCCGCUGCCACCGGGACGGUUUCUGUUACGAGCUGAACGGGCUUUUCUUGUGGCUGCUGCAGACGCUGGGAUUUGACACCAAAGCAGUGUCCGGUCGCGUUCGGAACCGUUUCACGGGACACUACGGCCCCCCUCUGGACCAUAUGGUGAUUUUGGUCCAGUUGGAUGGACGCUCGUUCCUCUGUGAUGUCGGUUUUGGGGAAGCCUUUCUAGAGCCACUGGAGUUGAAGCCGGACUCGGAACAAGUCCAAGAUGGGGGCAUCUUCUGGCUCGGCAACAAGGGGGGAGUUUGGGUCUUGGAGCGCCGGGAAGUUCCUGGCAAGGACGGGAGACCUUUGUAUCAAUUCACCCUUGAGGAGAAGAAGUUGGAGGAUUUUGCUGACAUGUGCCUUUAUCACCAGACUUCGCCCAGUUCUAUCUUCCCCUGCAAAUCCUUCUGUUCCUUGCAUCAGGAAGACGGUGGGCGCCUUACCUAUAUGGGAUGGCGUCUCAUCUCCACAAUGGGGGAGAAACGUACGGAGACCCCACUGCAAAGCUCUGAGAUCCCAGCCGUCCUACGUGAGAAAUUUGGGAUUCAGUUGGAGAGGGACUUCGAGCCAAAGGACGAAAAGAUCAUGCCACCUCCUGAAGAAGGCUGAGAAGGUAGAAGGGAAACGGGUCUCCGAUUUGGACAGCAGGCUAGAAACUGGAUUAUACAUCAUCUCUUUGCACACAGGUUUCAGUCUCUGUCAGAACUGAUGUCAUAUCACAGGAUGUUCCAGAACAUUCUAACUUCAGAAAGGGGAGGGGCAGUCAAUUUUGAUGUUUCAGGCAUAGAAAAAAAAUGAUUCCCACAUGGUGCUUUGUCUUCCUACAGCAAGGUGGAGCUGCCCCCAGGUUGGUUUAAUCAAGAAGCAACUAGGGAAAGAUUUGAGGAUGGAGUGUGUGGAAGGCAGGGUUUGGGGAGGGGAGUGGAGUAUAACACCAUACACUCCACCCUCCCAAGUAUGGUUGCCAUGUGACUGCUGCGGAUGGGAGAUCUCCUACCGCCCAUUGGCUCUUGCCUUCUGUCACUCCAAGUGGCCAGCAGAAGAAAGAAAAAAAA